AUGGAGAGCAAAGGAUUACUCCGCUGUAAGAUUGUGGUUGUCGGUGAUUCACAGUGUGGAAAGACGGCUGUCCUUCAGGUUUUUGCCAAAGACUCGUACCCAGAGAAUUAUGUUCCCACGGUGUUUGAGAACUACACGGCCAGCUUCGAGAUCGACAAGCAGAGGAUUGAGCUCAACAUGUGGGACACUUCAGGUAGGCUGCCCUUUCAUCCUUUUAACACCCUGUAA
This is a messenger RNA of Menidia menidia (Atlantic silverside), 228 nucleotides long. The record is from the annotation of a GenBank genome assembly. Lineage: Eukaryota; Metazoa; Chordata; Actinopteri; Atheriniformes; Atherinopsidae.